This is a messenger RNA of Bombus impatiens (common eastern bumble bee), 1343 nucleotides long. RefSeq lists its product as uncharacterized. The record is from RefSeq and is a predicted model, not a curated record. The coding region runs from base 194 to 1108 and encodes 304 amino acids. The transcript is spliced from 2 exons. Lineage: Eukaryota; Metazoa; Arthropoda; Insecta; Hymenoptera; Apidae. Gene Ontology annotation, cellular component: plasma membrane. Gene Ontology annotation, biological process: detection of chemical stimulus involved in sensory perception of smell; sensory perception of smell. Gene Ontology annotation, molecular function: olfactory receptor activity; odorant binding.
CGCCAUCCACUUCACAGCAUUGCAACUAAUAAUUUCCAAGCGAGUAUACUUUUCAACUUUUCUAAAACAAGUUCUACCGACUAGACGAAUCGAUCGGUAGAACAAGUACCUAAAAAACACGCGCAAGCGUUGCACUCCUCCAUGCAUCCCCCAUUGACGCACGUCUGCUUUCUAAUAACGACUUCAUUCCGCGAUGCCGAACGAAGCAGUGGUGAUAGAAGCUGAUAGCAACAGCAACAGUGACUACAGUCUACAAUUGAAUCGAUGGUUCUUGAAACCGAUCGGUGCAUGGCCAUCGUCUCCAUCCACCACAAGACUAGAAAAGAUAAUUUCGUUUCUUUUAAACACCAUUUGCUACAGCACCGUAAUUAUCACUGCGAUACCCAGUCUACUGCAAAUGAUUCUAGAAAACGAGAGCAUUAACUCGAAAUUGAAGAACCUAGAUUUCUUGAGUCAUUUAAUCGUCAGUAUCUUUACUUAUAGCGUGUUGUUAUUACACAACAAAGACAUACGACGAUGCGUAGAACACAUGAAAGCUGACUGGCGAGCAGUGAGCAGAAAGGAGGAUCAACACGUGAUGAUGAAGAACGCGAAAUUCGGUCGUUACGUAGCAGCUUUCUGCGCAAUUUUUGUACAAGGUAGCGUUUUGUGCUUUUGUUUCGUGACGGCUCUAAAUACGCUCGAGAUUCAAAUUGGAAACGAGACGAGAAUUUUACACGUGUUACCUUGUGCAGUAUACAAGAAGCUGGUAAACGUCGACGAAAGUCCAACAAACGAAUUCAUGAUUUUCUUGCAAAUUUGGUCUACUUUUAUCGCAAAUUGUAGUACAGUUGGGAUCUUUAGUCUCGCAGCAGUUCUAGCUGCUCACGCGUGCGGUCAGCUAAAUGUUGUUAUGUUAUGGAUUGCUGAAUUUGUCAAUGAAGCCACAGUAAAGAGCAGAACUGGUGGUUUUACGAAAAUUGGAAUAAUCGUGGAACGACAUCUGAGGACACUGAAUUUUAUAUCAUAUAUCGAGGGUGUGAUGAAUAAAAUCUGUUUUUUGGAAAUGUUAAGAUGCACGAUGGAAAUAUGUGUAAUUGGCUACUUCAUUGUGUCGGUACAUAAUUAGCAUAUUUUUAUUGUCUGCCUGUUAUUUUCCACAAUGGAUAUAGCUUUAUUCUUCUGUACAAUUGUUCUAUUCUUUUUACGAUUCCAUCUUAGGAAUGGGCGGAGCAUGAUGUUCGAAAUUUGGCAUCAUAUGUAAUGAUGUUUAUUGCAAUCUGUUAUAACAUUUUCAUACUAUGUUACAUUGGUGAACUGUUAACGGAGCAGGUAUCAUCAACACAUUAACUCUCUAAUUCUAG